Homalodisca vitripennis (glassy-winged sharpshooter) is the source of this 2440-nucleotide messenger RNA. RefSeq names its product dynein intermediate chain 2, ciliary-like. Gene Ontology annotation, biological process: cilium movement; outer dynein arm assembly. Lineage: Eukaryota; Metazoa; Arthropoda; Insecta; Hemiptera; Cicadellidae. Gene Ontology annotation, cellular component: outer dynein arm. The record is from RefSeq and is a predicted model, not a curated record. Gene Ontology annotation, molecular function: dynein light chain binding; dynein heavy chain binding.
GGCCAAGUUUAAUCACCUAUCUCUAUGAAGAAGAACAUCAACAAACUGAAAAUGUCAAAACGGUUUCUGUUACAAACUAAGCCGAGCACGGUAAAUGGUAGUGCAUGAUCUCAAUGUGCAUAUCUAAUUAGUGCCUUGCUCCUUCACUAGUGUUGUAAUGAAAAAGGGAAGACUUCGGAACCUUGCCGCGACCUCCAAGGCCGUGACAAAGGGAGGAGUCAGAGAUGUCCUGGAGAAUGCUGGUGGUGAUGACUUUGAACAGUUCCUUAAAGGGAAGAACCUCCUGCGUCCUGAGGAUCAGUUGGACCUCAGUGAGAAAGAUCUGCAGGAGGAGAUAGCCCGCAUGCUGACCACGAACAACCCUCAGCUACCGGACGGUUUGGUAGAGUAUAGCUACAAGGAAAGAGCGUUCGUGAUGACACCUCUGCCUCCUCAGAUGAUAACUCUCCUGGAGGUGGAAGGCACUUGCCUCCACAAGGAGUCUCCAGAAGCGAUAGAACAGAUGGAACAGGAGGGAGGAUGGGAUGGUGCAUUGGUGGGGCUGGGGUCGCAGUCACAAGGAUCUCUGGUGGCUGAGGAAGUGGCAGCUGUAGACGAACAGGAUGAGGGGAUAGAAGGAGAGGAGGAAGGAGAGGGGGAAGGAGUAGGAGAUGCUGAGCUGGGAGAAGAGGGAGAGGGAGAUGAUGAGGAGAAAAUGGAUGUUGCACAGGAGAAGGGCGGCUCUUCUCCUCGUCCCGGCAAGGCUAAGAAACUGACGAAUCAAUUCAAUUUCUGUGAACGAGCAGCCCUCACUUACAACAAUCCGGAUAGGGAGAUUGGAACACAGACGAACCCUCCACCUCGUGCUUCAUUCGCAGCAUACAUCACCCAGUGGAUCAUCUAUGACGCAUAUCAGGAGGAUUAUGAAAACCAACAGCGGGAGAAGGAGAGAGAACGGAAGGAGAAGAUGCUGACAGCCCAAGAAAGAAGAGGUGGUAACUCGCAAGAAACACGACAAGCUCGGAGUCGAGGCGCGGUGACUAUGAGGAUGAUUCAGGCGGCCAAGAUAUUGGAGCGAAUGAUCAACCAAAACACUUUCGAUGAUAUUGCUCAAGAUUACAGAUACUGGGAGGAUCCGUCAGACGAGUAUCGGGAUGCCGAAGGAACUCUGUUGCCUUUGUGGAAGUUCUCAUACGAAAAGACAAAGAAAUUAAGCGUAACAGAAAUAUGCUGGAAUCCUCACUAUUAUGAUUUGUUCGGCGUUACAUUUGGCUCAUUUGACUUCAUGAGACAGGUGACCGAAGGAUAUCUGUGCUUAUUCACACUCAAGAACCCAUCCUACCCAGAGUACAUCAACUCUACAGACUCUGGAGUCAUGUGUCUGGACUUCCACCCGCAGCACCCGUACCUCGUAGUGGUAGGCCUCUACGACGGCACUGUGGCUGUCUACAAUAUCCAGUUACCUACUAAAGAGCGCCAAUUCCAAAGCAACUCGGUCACCAAUAAGCACGGAGGUAUUGUGUGGCAGGUGUGUUGGGGAGAAGAUUUGCAAGAUGGUGAGAUGAACUUCUACUCUGUAUCGUCAGACGGUAGAGUGUUCAACUGGGUAUUGAUGCAGAAUGAGCUGGCCCAGACUCUGGUCAUUGUUCUAUACCUGGAGAUGGAUCCAGUCAAUGGGCCAGAUGGGACCAUGAUCAGAAUGACAGGGUGUGGAACUGCAAUUGCUUUCCACCCGAAGGACCAGCUGACUUUCCUCGUGGGCACGGAAGAGGGCAACAUCUACAAGUGCAGUACAGCAUACGCCUCGCUGUACUUGUACACGUACAGCGCACACCACAUGCCUGUACAUCGCAUUGACUUUAACCGGUUCGCACCAGAGAUCUUCAUAUCGUGCAGUGCAGACUGGCGCGUCAAGAUCUGGGAGGACAACAGGAGUGAGCCGCUGUUCGUGUUCGACCUUGGCUGCUCCGUGGGGGAUGUCAAGUGGGCCCCGUAUUCCAGUACGGUGUUCGCUGCUGUCACCGUUGACGGCAAGGUGCACGUGUUCGAUCUCAAUGUCAACAAGUAUAAGGCUAUCUGUGUCCAAUCAGUGGUGUCUCGCAAACGCAACAAACUCACCCGGCUGGCCUUCAACCACAAGCUACCUAUCAUCAUCGUCGGUGACGACAAGGGAUCUGUCUCAACGCUGAAGUUGUCCCCUAACCUACGUAUCAAGCCUAAACCACCGAAGAAGCAGACUCACGUGGACCAGCACACACUGGAGGUCUGGAAGCUGGACAAGUUGCUCGCACUGGUGCGAGAGCCGCAGAAGAUCGCACCUCCUGUCGACGCUGAGAGUACCACGUCGUAAUGGCUACUGACACACUUUGUUUAUAUUGUUCCAAAAAUCCUUUUAAAAGUAAUAAAGCAAUACCAAGUAUGUUAUUUUACAUGUACAUAAAAAAAACUUGUUUCUUAUGAG